AUGAACAUAUUUUCCAAAAAAGAAAUCAAACUUAUUCCAAUAGCAAUCUUCCUCUCUACCCUUCUCCUCACAUGCUUCGACGCCGAAGCCAAAUGUAAAAAGGGAUGCGAUCUCGCCACCGCGUCCUACUACGUCUGGCAAGGUUCGAAUCUCACCUACAUUGCCAAUAUCUUCAACCAAAAACUCCCAGAAAUUCUCCGGUACAACCCGCAUGUACCGAGCGCUGAUAGCAUCCGGACCGGGACCCGCAUCAACGUGCCCUUCACGUGCGAAUGCCUCAACGGGGAUUUCUUAGGGCACACGUUUGCUUACAUCACUCAAAAGGAUGACACUUAUAGUAGGGUCGCGAAGUUCGCCUUUGCGAACCUCACAACCGACUAUUGGAUCCAGCGGGUCAAUGUGUAUGAUCCGACCCAAGUACCCGACUCGGUCCCCAUCAAUGUGACGGUCAACUGCUCUUGUGGGGACCCCAAGGUGAGUAGGGCGUACGGGCUGUUUGCCACGUACCCCCUCCUCCCUGGGGAGACCCUGGUGUCAUUGGCCGCAGAUACUGGGGUCCCACCCGAGUUGCUAAAAGAGUUCAACCCGGUUUCGAAUUUCGAGGCCGGGUCGGGGACCGUUUUCUUGCCCGCUAAAGAUGAAAAUGGAACAUAUCCCCCAUUCAAGUCAAGUUCAAACGGCAUCUCCGGUGGAGCCAUUGCCGGCAUAUCCAUUGCAGCAGCACUUGGAGCAGCCUCUUUCGCACUGUGUUUCUAUUUUGUCUUCUACACAAGGCGAAAGCCCUCCAAAGAAUCAUUGAUUCUCCACACUCAGACCAUCAAUGGCGUUGGGGCGGACCGGGAAUCUGGUAGAAUUGCUGCUGAUAGUAUGUUUCCGACGCUGAAGGGAAUCACGGUCGAUAAGUCGGUGGAGUUCACGUAUGAAGAGCUAGCUUUGGCCACAAAUGAUUUCAGUUUGUCUAAUAAAAUUGGACAGGGUGGAUUUGGAGCUGUUUAUUAUGCAGAGCUAAGAGGCGAGAAAGCUGCGAUCAAGAAGAUGGACAUGCAAGCAUCGAAGGAAUUCCUAGCCGAACUCAAGGUCUUAACCCAUGUUCAUCACGUAAACUUGGUGCGUUUGAUAGGCUACUGUGUCGAAGGGUCGCUGUUUCUAGUUUACGAGUACAUUGACUACGGUAACCUAAGUCAGCAUUUACGCAGCAAAGUUAAGGAGGCAUUGGGUUGGUCGACAAGGGUGCAAAUUGCCCUAGAUUCAGCAAGAGGGCUUGAAUACAUUCAUGAGCACACAGUUCCGGUCUACAUUCAUCGUGAUAUCAAAUGUGCUAACAUCCUGAUUGACACCCACUUUCGUGCCAAGGUUGCAGAUUUUGGUCUGACCAAACUGACUGAGGUGGGGAGUGCUUCUCUGCAAACGCGUCUUGUUGGAACUUUCGGUUACAUGCCUCCAGAGUACGCGCAAUAUGGAGAUGUUUCUCCCAAGGUAGAUGUGUACGCCUUUGGGGUAGUUCUUUUCGAGCUAAUAUCUGCAAUGGAAGCAAUUGUGAGGACAAAUGAAGUGGUAGCAGAAUCAAGAGGCCUUGUUGCUCUGUUCGAAGAGGCCUUCAACAAUCCCGAUCAAACACAAGCACUGCAAAAGUUAGUUGAUCCAAGACUCGGAGAUGACUAUUCUAUGGACUCCGUCUCUAAGGUAGCACAUCUUGCUAAGGCUUGCACACAUGAGAAUCCGCAGCUACGGCCAAGCAUGAGAUCUAUUGUGGUGGCAUUGAUGACAUUAUCUUCGUCCACUGAGGAUUGGGACAUUGGCUCCUUCUAUGAGAAUCAAGGCUUAGUUCAUCUCAUGUCCGGCAGAUAAUCCUACUACUACUAAUUCUCUACUUAUACUCUAUUGAUUGAUUGCUAUAUAAUGGAGUAGUAUAUUUUAUAUUCUUCUCUAUGUUGUUUCAUCAAAAUUUAUGAAAAGGUAUGUCAAAUAUUCCCUCUAACAUCUCAUUUAUUACUUUAGCUAUUCAUUUUUAUAGCGCUCUCUUAC
Salvia splendens (bonfire salvia) is the source of this 2025-nucleotide messenger RNA. RefSeq names its product chitin elicitor receptor kinase 1. The transcript has 10 exons. Gene Ontology annotation, molecular function: ATP binding; transmembrane receptor protein kinase activity. The record is from RefSeq and is a predicted model, not a curated record. Gene Ontology annotation, biological process: protein phosphorylation; innate immune response. Lineage: Eukaryota; Viridiplantae; Streptophyta; Magnoliopsida; Lamiales; Lamiaceae. Bases 1 to 1848 code for a protein of 615 amino acids.